This is a messenger RNA of Leptinotarsa decemlineata (Colorado potato beetle), 405 nucleotides long. RefSeq lists its product as uncharacterized. Lineage: Eukaryota; Metazoa; Arthropoda; Insecta; Coleoptera; Chrysomelidae. The record is from RefSeq and is a predicted model, not a curated record.
UCGUGGUUUCCUGUAGUCUUCUACUUCUCGUUUUGCAUUUAGUUGGAGAAUCGAGUGGUCUGCGCUUGACAAGCAUGAACGCCCCACCGGUAGCCGAUCUACGUGAUGGUAUGGAACUUGACUGCCACUUCGACAUGGGCACCGAAGAUUUAUAUGCCGUCAAGUGGUAUAAGGACGACCACGAGUUUUUCAGAUACAUGCCACACCGUCGGCCAAACACGAUGCUAUUCCCCGUAGCAGGGAUUCAUUUGGAACCCUCUGGGACGGACUGCAGACAGAACCGCUGCAAGAUAAGACUCGAAAAUCUCUCGAGAGCCUACAGCGGAGGGGCUUAUAGAUGCGAGAUAUCCAGCGAAGCUCCUGCAUUUCGACUAGCAUCGGAAACUCAUAACGUGAUAGUUGCCG